GACCUAAACAAAAGAAUCGCGAAAAAAGACCCGCACCCACGGACAUAGCGCUAGUGUCGCGGUGUCUGCGUAGAAUUAUUAUGACUCAUCAAUUAGUUCCAUUAAUUCCCGCGGGACUUCUUUCGUGACGCGUACAAGUUAAUUAUUUUACUUUCUUUAUGUUAUGUCGUUUUCUUGACUAGUUAUGUUUCGAGACGAGAUGGACAACUGUUUUAUAGAUACAACAAUAGAGUUUCUAUCUGUCGCUUUUCACAAUAUACUAUAUUACGCUUCAAUCUAUCCAAGAAGCAUUUUUGAAAAGAGAAAGAAGUACAGUGUCGUUAUUUACCGUUCUAUGCACCCAGAGGUAAAUCAGUAUAUCGAUUUAUGCCUUAAAAGCAUAAUGCACUGUCUGAAGAGCGGACAGCUAAGUCGUAUAGAAUUUUCUAUAACGGACAAUACUUACACACCAGUGGUAAAGUUCGUAUUUGAUUUGGACAAAAAUGGCCAAUUCGAUGGCUCUACAGACGCUUAUUUGGUUCAAACUGAGGAAAAUUUUCGCGCCUUCUGCCUUAUCAUGUCAUCAAUGAGCCACAGAUUCAAUAAUUUACCAGAAGACUGCAGCUUUACUAUACAUCUGCAUACAAAUGAGUCUGCAGCAGUAACCAUGGCAACUAAUCCUGACUUGGAGGACUUUCCUCUUGUAGAAGUGGAUGAGGUUGAAGAAAGCACAAAUAAAAUUUUACCUCUAAGAAGAUUUACACUAAGAAAUUAUAGUCUGGAUGCAUAUAUAGAAAUAAGGUAGUUUUAAUGAUUAUUACUAUAUGUUAUGUAUUAUUUAUCACUAUACCAAAUUAAUUUUUUUUCAAUUGUACAAAACUUUCAAUUUAAUAAAUUCCACUUUGAUUUUUCAGUUUCACUUUUAAGCAUCUCAAUCUUGAAUAUAUCUCAUCCCAGUCCACAUAUGCUCCUAUAAGCUUUCUUACAUUACUAUUAUUAUCUUCGUAAGCAUUUCGUCCAUGCAACAGUCGUAUAUUAUCAAAUGUUAAAAUAUCCCCAGCAUUUGUUUUGAAUCUCGCCAUAAACUUGUGGUUUAAAUCAUAAAAUAACUUGUGAGCUUUAUACCAGGGUUGCACAUUUUCCAAUGGUCCUGGAAAGAAGCUGCCACGUUGAGGAAUUGAGAAGUUUAUCCUGGUGACCUCACCAUGCAUAUCUAAACAGAUUACAGGAGCUCUGUGUAGUUUGAAAAAUUCAUUCCCAUCUUCUACACCUAUAUCACUCCACUCUAUUUCUGUUUCAGUUAAAAGUUGGUAUUCCUUUGGGUGGUUCUGCUUUAUAUAUUCUGCUACAUAGUAAGCAUCGGAGAGCAGAUUUUCCCCACCUUUACUCUGAGUCUGUACCAGGCAAUGCAGCAUGUUAACCCCAGGGCAGUAUUCAUAGUAUGGCAAAUCUAUGUGCAUUUGUAAGUUGUUAGACAGAUAAGCAACAUUGCUUGUGUUGACAACAUGUUGGACUACGAAUUUCACACCGUAAUGUGUUCUUCUUGUGAAGCCAAUCUUCUCCACAACUUUGUCAAUAGCAGCCUCAUUGUCUGGAGUAUUUUGGAUCAAUGCUACACCAAAAAUAGAAAGCUUUUCAAGCCAAUUGUGAAGAGCUUCAUCUGAUUGUAUUAUCUCAUUAUAAUCAUGUUUACUGCAUAUAUCUUGGAACUGGUCACCUCUCCAAGUUUCUUUCUUUGAUUUGUAGAUGCUUUCAGUAUAAUUCUUCUGUCCGUCAGGAGUAAAUCUUCUGAAUUUUAACCAGUCCACUCCGUAUUUGGACUUGUGUCCAUCUUCCCAGGUAACUUCUAUUGUUUUUCCAUCUUCAGUUACGUUUUGUGGAACAAUGUUUAUGUUGAAGUUGGUCCAAUCAAUAGUCCUACUUUUGGCUGUAGAAUGAAAGCAGUGUUCACAUUGGCAGUUGUCCCUGAGCCAGACAUGAGGGAAUUUUAAACUUUCACCACAAAUUUUUAUUGUUAAAUUGUUGUCUACUUGUUUUUUUAACAAUAAACUUGAAUUGUGGACCUCUAUUUGUCGCUUAGCAGAAUUUGUUAAGAUUUUAAGAAUAUUUUGUGAACUUUUGAUCCGGUUGAGAACAAACAUGAUUGCCUUCUCAGACUGGGUAAUGACGACAAGUGUGAGAUAAAAGUUAGUUGACAUAAAACUGUUACAGUUUGCUGUUGUGAGAUAACGCGUAACAGCUAUAAUUAUGUAGUAAAUGAACUAUUAUCAGAUAAGUAAUGAGAGCCUUGUCACUGUUUGAUCUGUCAUAAUUGUUAUAUUUUAUAGUAAGAUUAUAAUUGUACUGUGAAUAGAUGUAGGUACACUUAUGGUGUGUGUGUAUGAUGACAACCAUACAAACUUACUACAAUCUGAUAAAAUAAAAAUGUUUUUAUUUAGGUAAUCAACAUUUAUUUAAAUAAAAAAGAAACAAUUGUAUAUAACAAGGGAUAUUAUGCCUUAGUUAACUUUUAAAGUCUUAACAAGUUGUAGCUAGCUACUUACUUAAAUAAAAAUGAAUGUCUGAAAUCAAAUUCACAACCAAUAAAUACACUACAAAUUAUGCUCAUAUUUUGACUAUGAAAUCGAGUACUUUUUUGAAAUGAUUAUAAUUAAACAACCACCUAGUAAAAGUCCUGUUUUAUAAAUAAUAUAACAUUAGCAUAGGAUAGGUUAUGCAAAAUACACUUCUCAUCAAAAAAAUCGAAACACCUUGCAAGUUUACGUUUUGUCAGGAUUAUCAGAAAAAUGUGUACAUUUAGGAAUAAAUGUUAAAUGUCGUUUAAUAGUGAGUAAUAUGAGCUUAUCAAAUCUUAAUGUUAAUGUUCUAAAUUUAAAUGAAUUUUUCAUAGGUUUCGUAUUUUGUUAAAUGAGUCAUUUUUAUUCCGUAUGGAGUAUAAAGGAAAUGGAUAAAACAACACACGUAAAUGAAAAAAAAAGCUAAAAAACGUUUAUUUAAUAACUUGUAUUCACUCCCCGAGCUCUAAUUACUGCUUCCAUACGGUUCUUCAUCGAUCGGAUGAGAGUCACGAUCACAUGCUGUGGUAUAUUGUCCCAUUCCUCUUGGAUUGCAUCUUGCAGCUGGCUAAGUGUUUCUGGGGCAGGAUCUCUUGCUCGAAUUCGUCUCUUUAAUUCAUCUCACAGAUGUUCAAUGGGAUUCAUGUCCGGGCUUCUUGCUGGCCAUUCCAUAAUAGAGAUAUCGACUUCGUUAAGAUAAUCUCGUACGACGCCCGCGGUGUGAGCCCUAGCAUUGUCGUGCAUGAAUAUGAAGCCGUUGCCAAUAAAAUGUGCAUAGGGCAUCACAUGAGGCUCGAGACACUCUUCGACGUACCGAUGACAGUUUAGUGCAGGCAGACGUGGCCCAGACACGAAAGCAAGCUCUGUCUUACUGUCGGCGCUGAUUCCUCCCCAAACCGUCCACGCACCGCCACCAUAGCUGACCUUUUCUUCAAUGCAGCAUUGUGCAUAGCGUUCUCCGUCUCUUCUGUAGACCUUGUUCCUUCCGUCGUUACCAUACAGCAUAAUUUUACACUCAUCAGAAAAGAGAACUUUGCUCCACUGUAGGUAUGACCAAUUUAGGUGCUCACGUGCAAAGUUAAGGCGCGCUCUUCGAUGGUCUGCAGUUAAUUUCGGCCCAUUUGCUGGCUUAUGCGGUACCAGUCCACGAUCCUUCAACCUUCUUCUAAUUGUAGAGUCACUUACAGCCACCCUUCGUACAACACGAAGCCGCUGCUGCAGUUGAAAAGCGUUAAGGCGUCGAUUUCUUAAAGAAGUUGUUACAAUAAAUCGAUCAUCUCGCUCAGAAGUGACCCGAUUCCUGCCAGAUCCUGAACGGCGCGUGAACAAACCAGUCUCCCGAUAACGUUUAUAGACUCUAUGAACAGAUGACAGGCUUAGAUGCAGUCUUGCAGCCACAACACGCUGACUAAGGCCAGAAUCCAGCAAUGCCACAACUUGGGCGGCUUCUGUGGGCGAAGUAUCCAUACGUUUUAGAAAAAAAACCUUUUUUCAGACGUCCCAAAGUCACAGUAUUGAAAUAAAAAACAAAAAGUUUAAGGAUAGGCGCCAAUUUUUAGUUUUUAAACGCUAAAUGUACUCCAACCCUAAACACACAUUUGUCUCAAAACAGUGAUUCAUUUCGUUUAUAAGAUAAACAAAUGAAAUUCUAAUUUUGAAUUUAGAAUUUUCGCUUAUUACUGUAAUGGCCAAACUGCCAGCUAUACAUUUAUGUAUUUUUUUUCAUCGUAUGAAUUCUUUUUUGUGUUAAAUUCGGACAGAAACAAUGAAAACGGAAGUGUUUCGAUUUUUUUGAUGAGAAGUGUAUGUUGCUAGGUAGGUACAUGGUAAAUACGUUAAAUGAGUAUGAGAUAACACAACCUAAGUUCGUGACUAAUAAAAGUAGGUACUUAACAAAAAUGUAUUUUUUGAUGUAAACUCUGAAGUAAUCAGAAGAUAACUUGCAGUGACUGUUGACACGAAAUCUAAAUUAGAUAUUAUAAACCUUAUGGUCAGCCUAUCGCUCUUAAUGAUUGUUCAUCAUGUUAGAAAGGACACUCUCUUUUUUGGGAGUGGAACAUGUUCUACUGGUCAAAGCCCUGGAUAUAACUCGCGUCAAGAACCCGUCCGCCGGGACAGGCUUGUCUUCAUAUAAAUACUGUAGCUGUCUGCCCGCGAAAACGUCCGCGUCAUGAACUUUAAAAAUCAUACAAAUUUUUGCAAGGGGUUUAGGGUUCAGGAAUUUAGCAAAAUCCGUUCUUAGUGAGCACUUAGUGAAUUAUAAUAUGACGCACCAGUAUAAUAGACAAUGGUCCUGAUUGAUGACGUAUUAUAAUUUAUUUCUGGUGUGUUGUGUUGUAUAGGUAGAUAAAAUAUCACCACACAGUUCAUAUCCACUUGAGGACUUUGUAUCAAGUGCCUGCAAGUUGCCUUCUGAUUACUUGUGGCUCUUUCGGCCCCUUUGGGGGACAUUAAGCGAAAGUGUAUGCAUCUAAUGUUGUAAUUGUACUUUGAUCUUGUGAUAGGCGUUGCUGAGCAGGCCACGUAUGUUCCAGAUGUGUUCAAAAUUCUCCGGUUGAGUGUUCAGAUUGGUGUCCGUCGCCUUCACCCAUAUCUCCACCUUUGCGAAGAAUAACCAUUUUAAGAAAAGGGUAGUCCGUAGCCGUAUCCCAAGUGUCGUACUAUUUCAACUGCAAGGUCAAUGACCCGUGGGCGAUGUCAACACGUGACUAUAGUCCGGCAAUCUCGUGCGCGACCCUCCUGCUCCUCCAGCCGAAGCGGCAACACGUGCUUGAUAAUCUGUACUACUUUGAGGGCGACGCACACGAGAUUAAUAUUUGAGGAUGAGUAAGGCUAUCUCAAGACAACUUAAGGAGGUUGUGCAUAAAUAAUUAAUGAGCAAAACACGGAGAAAUCAAAGAGAAGUGACGAAGAAUAUCAAACGGAGAGUGAAAAUGAAAGCGAUAUGGAAAUUGAUUUAUAAUAAAACAAUCUAUUAAUAUUUUAGUUUUCCUAAUAAUUGGUCCUCAAGCAUAAUAAUAAAAAUAAAAUAAAAUA
Messenger RNA from Pectinophora gossypiella (pink bollworm), 5570 nucleotides. It is a transcript of the gene PolZ2, whose product is annotated as mitotic spindle assembly checkpoint protein MAD2B. Bases 185 to 784 code for a protein of 199 amino acids. The record is from RefSeq and is a predicted model, not a curated record. Gene Ontology annotation, cellular component: zeta DNA polymerase complex. The transcript is spliced from 2 exons. Lineage: Eukaryota; Metazoa; Arthropoda; Insecta; Lepidoptera; Gelechiidae.